AUGCCAUCUCUCGUCAGGGCGCUUGUCCUUGCUGGGGCCUUUGGAUGCUCCCUUGCGCUAUCACCAAUUGAUCCGCCCAAAUUCCCCGAGAACUGCCAGGUUCCAACCGAAGCACCAGCUAUCCGGGUCAUCAACCUCCCACCCGGCCGUGGCAUCCCAAACAGUGCGCAAUGCUUUGCAGUUGGCGAUCCAUGCAAAGUCAAAUCCGACUGCAGGCGGCCUACAAAGGCCGAGUGCAGUGCUCAUGCGGAUAAUGGCAAGAUCACGAUACCUAUUCAAUCGCAAUGUCUAGAGGGCUUCUGUAGAGGGGUUACUCUGGUCGACAACGCCCCAUGCGACUGUAUCUUAGGGUGCGACGUUGCGAACCAUCUAAACUGCAUUGCGGGUAAGUGUCUCCGCGAGCCGUGUGCUCCCUGCGGAGAGGAGCUAAAGGGAAGGAGUUGCUGCGGAUCCGGCGUGAAGGGGCAUGACGGCAAAUGCCACUGUUGGACCGGAGUUGGUGAAGGCUGUGGUGUCGAUCCAAAGCAGUGUGGCGCCGGGGAGUUCAACGAUGAGUGCUGUGCCAGGGGGACGGACAACGAAGGGAAAUGUUGUGCUUCAGGGACAUGUAAUGGGAAAUGCCUGCACCAACCAAAGUAG
Molecule: messenger RNA, 639 nt
Organism: Microsporum canis CBS 113480
Lineage: Eukaryota; Fungi; Ascomycota; Eurotiomycetes; Onygenales; Arthrodermataceae
Exons: 1
Coding region: 1-639 (212 amino acids)
Source: RefSeq, a predicted model, not a curated record